Messenger RNA from Cloeon dipterum, 2078 nucleotides. It is a transcript of the gene muc, whose product is annotated as dihydrolipoamide S-acetyltransferase muc. The coding region runs from base 114 to 1592 and encodes 492 amino acids. Lineage: Eukaryota; Metazoa; Arthropoda; Insecta; Ephemeroptera; Baetidae. The transcript has 9 exons. The record is from RefSeq and is a predicted model, not a curated record. Gene Ontology annotation, biological process: pyruvate decarboxylation to acetyl-CoA. Gene Ontology annotation, molecular function: dihydrolipoyllysine-residue acetyltransferase activity.
AGUUGGCAACAGUGUUGCAGACUGCAGACCAUCGGUGACCUGAAGCUGAAGGACAUCUUUUACACCGAAAAAGUUGUCAGUUUUUAAAUUUUAGGUCACUUUACAUCAGCAAAAUGCUGCGAACGACGUGUGAGUUGCGGCACGAAUUGGCGAAAUUGUCCGCAAAGAGAUUCUUUCAAGGAAAUACUGUCCGGUGUUGUGUCACUCAAGUGGCCAAACAGCGCCUACAAAAUUGCCCACGCCAGUUUCAAAGACCCGUUUUGCAAUAUUUGGAGCAGGCUAGAUGUGUCAGGUUCUUCAGCUCAGGAAACCUGCCAAGCCACAAAAAGGUUUUGCUGCCGGCCCUUUCGCCAACCAUGGAAUCGGGUACCAUCAUUAGCUGGGAAAAGAAAGAAGGAGACCAGCUGAACGAGGGUGACCUGCUUGCCGAAAUUGAAACAGACAAGGCAACCAUGGGCUUCGAAACCCCUGAGGAGGGCUAUCUUGCCAAAAUUCUUAUUCCCGGCGGCACUAAAGACGUUCCCAUUGGCAAACUGGUUUGCAUCAUCGUUGAGUCGCAAGACGACGUGGCCGCCUUCAAAGACUUUGUUGACGACGGCUCUGCCGUUCGUGCCGCACCUCCUGCAGCCGCUGCGGCCCCUGUCGCUGCCGCUCCUCCACCACCACCGCCUCCAAGCGCAGCGCCUAUCUCUGCGGCUCCAGUUGCAGCCGCCGUUGCUGCCACAGGCAAAGUGUUCGCUAGCCCUCUGGCUCAACGACUCGCUCUUGAAAGGGGACUUGACAUCAACUCAAUAGGACAAGGUUCUGGAGUCUUUGGUUCAGUCACGGUUGCUGAUCUUGACCGGGCAUCAGCUGCAGCGCCAUCAUAUGCUGCUGCUCCAGUGUCUGCUGGCGCUCCGUUUGUCGAUAUUCCUGUGUCGAAUAUUCGAGGCGUUAUUGCGAAGCGAUUGCUGCAGUCAAAACAGACUAUUCCACAUUACUACCUGAGCGUAGACAUCAAUGUAGGCAAAAUAUUGUCUCUUCGGAAGCAGUUCAACGAUCAACUCAAGGGCGAAGGCGUGAAAUUAAGUGUUAACGACUUCAUCAUUAAAGCGACUGCCUUGGCGUGCAAAAAGGUUCCUGAGGCAAACUCUUCUUGGCUGGAUUCAGUGAUAAGACAGUACACGGCUUGUGAUGUCAGUGUUGCGGUCAGCACUGACAAGGGUCUGAUUACCCCGAUUGUUUUCGCUGCGGAAACAAAGGGCCUGGUCGAAAUUUCUAAGGAAGUGAAAGAAUUAGCCGGCAGAGCGAGAGAAGGAAAGUUGCAGCCCCAUGAGUUCCAGGGUGGCACUAUCUCCAUCUCAAAUUUGGGGAUGUUCGGAGUCAAAAAUUUCUGUGCAAUCAUCAAUCCUCCACAGUCUUGCAUUUUAGCUGUUGGCACAACAGAAGCAAGGCUUGUUCCUGACAGCAGCACGCAAUCUGGCUACUCUUCGGCAGACUAUAUGAGUGUUACUUUGAGCUGUGACCACAGGACUGUCGACGGUGCUGUCGGUGCACAGUGGUUAGCAGCAUUCAAGGGCUACCUUGAAAACCCCACCUCAAUGCUGCUCUAAGGUUUGACCUUAUUUGUUGUCCUUUCUAAGCCAUUGUUUAACUUAUCAUUACACUCAAAGACGCAUUUUUAGUGUCACUUAACGGCAACAUCAGUCAGACUGUGGGGUGGAAUUUCUGUCAUUGGGCCGAUUAUUUAUUUUCAAACAACCCCCAAUUGCAGUCAUGGGAACGAUUGGUUAAUCUUUAUACCAUUUGAAGUCCUGAAGGUCCUUUGUUAUUAUUCUUGUUGUGAUCGAACAAACAGUGAAAAAAUGAAAAGUCAACGCUAAUUUUUAGUAUAUUAGCAUCACUUGCCAUUGGAUAGCAUAAAAAUCCAGCCUUUGUUAGUCGAUUUUGAACUUAAUCCCAUUGAUCACUGCAAGUGUUUAUUAACCAGUUUUAGUUGGAAGCUGCAAAUGGUUCACGUGACAUGCAAGACUUGUCUUGUAGUGUCUUAAAAAUACAAGAUCCGUUGUAAAAUUGUUAGACCAUGUAAAUAGAUAUGG